Messenger RNA from Naegleria lovaniensis, 783 nucleotides. RefSeq lists its product as uncharacterized. The record is from RefSeq and is a predicted model, not a curated record. Lineage: Eukaryota; Heterolobosea; Eutetramitea; Acrasida; Naegleriidae. The coding region runs from base 1 to 783 and encodes 260 amino acids. The transcript has 3 exons.
AUGAAGAGCGUAUCAAGACAUUCCAUCCGCUAUCUUGUGGGUUCCAUCUUUCGUGAGGCUGGAGAGGCUAUGGACCGCAUGGGAUGUUUUCUGCAAGGAAGCGUGGCAUACAAGGAAGAGUUAAAUAGAACAAGAAGAGUUAUGGGCUUCCUCGGUAAUAAUCCAACCAUCCAAUCAACAGACGUAUUUAUUGCUCCAAAUGCUAGCGUUAUUGGUAAAGUUACUAUUGGACCAAAGUCUUCAAUUUGGUACAACACAGUCAUUAGAGGUGAUGUGAAUGCUAUAAAAAUUGGAGAAAACACCAACAUUCAAGACAGAGUUGUGAUUCAUUGUACUGGCAAGAGAGGACAUGAAAAGCCAACCAUUAUCGGAAAUAAUGUUACUGUUGAAAGCGGUGCUAUUUUACAUGCCUGUACUUUAGAAGACGAAUGUUAUGUUGGCAUUGGAGCUACCGUGUUGGAUGGAGCUGUGGUUGGAAAGGGUGCCAUGAUUGCACCAGGAUCUGUGGUGACACCAGGUACAGUUGUUCCAAGUGGAGAAAUAUGGGCUGGUGUUCCUGCAAAGAAGCUCCGUGAAUUGACUCCUGAAGAGCAGGAUUUGAUCAUGAAGAGUGCUGCUGAAAAUUCAGAAUUGGCUCAAGUUCAUAAAGAAGAAACAGAUAAGGAAUUCGAAACAAUGUUGCGAGACAUGGAGAAAUUCAAAUUCCGUGAAGAUAGACUUCAAGAUUAUACUUAUGAAAAAGUUGAGGACUCACAACAAAAUGGUCCAGUCAAGGCUCUCUAA